Molecule: messenger RNA, 2811 nt
Organism: Colossoma macropomum (tambaqui)
Lineage: Eukaryota; Metazoa; Chordata; Actinopteri; Characiformes; Serrasalmidae
Product: myosin light chain kinase, smooth muscle-like
Exons: 15
Coding region: 232-2502 (756 amino acids)
Biological process (GO): protein phosphorylation
Molecular function (GO): protein binding; ATP binding; protein kinase activity
Source: RefSeq, a predicted model, not a curated record
GCACUCAGCUCUAAUAGCAGUCUCUGUUUCCUGCCAUUGAGUCUAGAGGACUGUGUGAAAUAAUGCGGUCACAUCGAUGAGAGCUUGCGUUAAAAACAUCUAGUGUGAAAAUGAAACAGACCUGAGGAGGAAACGCGAGAGACGAGCACAGAAUUUUCAGCUACCAAAACCUUACAAUGGCUUUAUAAUCCCUGCUUUUCAAGGUGCUGAACUUUGACAGACUUGUUUGUGAUGGCUUGUGACAAAGGCGGUCAGAAGGAGACCUAUGUGUCCACGAUUAGCCUGCAGCUGAAGCCAUCAGCAGGACCACACACUGCAGCAGAAAGUAGAAGGUGGACAGAGAACGGGACAAUUACACCAUUGCAGGACAAAGAAAAGAUAGGUCUGGACAAAGAAACAAACCAGACAACAAAACAACAGGGUUCAGGGAACAUGGAGAAUGUGUCAACUCCUAAACCCCAGAGUGAGCCGCUUCAGAAGAGUGUGGAUAACAGAGAAAAGGAGAGAAAAGCAGUCACACCUAGGAGAAGAGUCUACUGUAGCUCAGGACCUCUGGUGGAGUUCUUGGAUCCUCUGGAAAAGGUCCAGGUCUGUGUGGGUGAAUGUGUUCAACUGCACUGCUCCUUCAGAAGCUUAGGGCCUACAGCUUCCUGUUGGAUCCACAACAGAAAAAAGCUUGUAGUGGAUGGAGAACGCACCCAUAUAGAGAGCAGCAGUAACGGCAGCAUCUUGACCAUCUCUGAGGUGUUUCCUGCCGAUGCAGGAAGCUAUUCACUGUUCGUGCGAAAUCAACGAGGCACAGCUCAGCACACAAUAAUUCUCAACAUCAGAGAUCGGCCUGAGCGCCCUGCCUCAUGUCCAUUCGUGUCUCAGUUGACCCCUAGUUCUUUAGUGCUGUCUUGGUGUGGCCCAAGCUACGACGGUGGCUCCGCUGUCACAAACUAUGUGGUAGAAAUUCAAAGCCUAGGUCCAUCUGACUCCGGAGAAUGGACAGAGCUCACUAGCAAGUGUAAGGACACCACCUAUCGGGUCUGUUCAGGCCUUCACCCUCAGGGCGAGUACCGGUUCCGUGUACGGGCCUGCAAUGCCAUAGGGAUCAGUGACCCCAGCGAAGAGUCAGACUGCAUCAAGAUGGACACUGCAGGGGAGCCACAAGAAGAGACUCCGUCAUCUGUCGACGUUGUCAUUGACACAACACACACAGUCAAAGAUCACUACAACAUCCAUGAAAAAUUAGGAGUAGGGAAGUUUGGGCAGGUGUUCAGACUGACCCAUAAGGAGACUGGUCGGGUGUGUGCUGGGAAGUUCUACCGUGCCGUUGUGUCUAAAGACAAAGAAGCUGCACGGAAGGAGAUUGAGCUGAUGAAGCAAUUGCACCACCCUAAGCUGGUGCAGUGUCUGGGGGCUUAUGACAGCCGCUCCGAGAUCACCAUGAUCAUGGAGUAUGUUGCUGGUGGUGAGCUGUUUGAGCGCAUCGUGGAUGAAAAUUUUGAGCACACAGAGCCCAACAGCAUGCAGUACAUGCGUCAGAUACUGGAGGGCGUCCAGUACAUUCAUCGCAAAAGCAUUGUCCACCUCGAUCUCAAACCAGAGAACAUAGUCUGUGUCAACUCUAUAGGAACCCUCAUCAAGAUCAUUGACUUUGGCCUGGCCAGGAAGCUGGAACCAGGUAGGCCUUUGAUGGUGAUGCAUGGGACGCCAGAAUUUGUGGCUCCAGAGGUGAUCAAUUUUGAGCCUGUGGAUCUGGCAAGUGAUAUGUGGAGCAUUGGGGUCAUCUGCUACAUCCUACUGAGUGGGGAGUCACCGUUUCAGGGAAGCAGUGACGCAGAGACGCUGGCUCUGGUCACUGCAGCAUCUUGGGAGUUUGACCCAGAGUUUGAUGACAUCACAGAUGAGGCCAAGGACUUUAUCUGCAAGCUGCUGAAGAAGGAGAAAAGGGCCAGAAUGUCUUGUGAACAGGCUUUGGCCCAUGCAUGGAUGGCCUCAUCUUCCUCCUCUCACAGAGUCACAAAAACCCUCAACAAGGACAAGAUGAGACGAUUCCUGGCCAGACAAAGAUGGCAGAAAACAGGUAAAGCUGUGCUGGCACUGAAGAGGAUGGCUCACCUCUCGCACAGAUCAGAUGGGUCCGAGUCUCCUUCCAUGCCGAUGAGUGAUAGAGGUUUGGGGAAGGAGGCAGAACAGGCUGUUGCGUCUCUCGAGCAGCAGCUGAGGAGUCAGCCAAGUUUCCCUCAAACUUUUCAUGAUCUCACAGAACCUUGCGGUGCCACUGUAUACAUGGCCUGCGUCAUACAGGGUUACCCUGACCCAGAGGUGGUGUGGCUGCUUGAUGAUGAGCCACUUGAAGAAACUCAGCGUGUGCAGAUCCAGUACAAGGAGGACGGCCUGUGCACCCUCACUCUGGCUCAAGUCCAGCCAGAGGACUCUGGUAUAUACAAGUGUCAUGCUUCCAACUAUCUUGGACAGGCGUUGUGUUCAGCCAGGCUCACUGUAGCCAGAUAGAUCAGUGGACUUCACUUGGAGCUUUAGGACCAUAGCAAAAUUUGCAGCGGUGUGGACCAAAUGUAGCGAAAGCAAAACGGAAGAUUUUUUUGGGUGUUGUGGGCUGACAAAGCACUCAAAAUAAAUGGCACUGCCCAUCACAAAAGGGGUUUAAUCUUCAGUGGUAGGUUCUAGAGACAGAGGUUUAUCUGGUAAGCUAUGACUCUCCCUGCUGGACAUCUUCAGAAUACAUGUUUCAUUUUCAUAGCAUACCAAUUUCAAGUGUUCCUAGACCAAAGUGACCUUUUCAGAUUUGACAUGUUUUGUAAU